AUGUCGAGGCAGCCAGACUUCCGACGGGAGGUCUGGGAGAAGGCGGCGUCGAAGGACGACUUGCGGGCGCUGUUCCUCUACUCGACCCAUUCGCCAGCUGGACCGUUUCCCACGCAGCACGACGUCUUGCAGGCCAUCUCCGCUAUCGAAGGAGCAACCGAAUACCGAACGGUGACCUUUGAUCGAGCCAUCGCCGCUGUACGCAGAGUCGUGGAGAACGACUGGGAUCUGUUGGUCCCGACAUUGUGGGAGAACACCUUGCGCGGUUGUGAAGCUGCAGCAGCACUGCUUCGCCAGGGACAGCCCAUCCUGGCUGCAGUCAAAGUGCGGCUCUCAUACGAUUCUUCCGGACCGGUGCUGACGCGCGAGGAACAGCCCAUUCGCAUGCAGGCACUCAUGGGCUUGCCGCCGCGCGAAGGAAGUCAGGGUACUACUCACCUCACAACGUUUCCAGUCACUCCGGCGGGAGAACAGGCAUUCCGUCGGUUGCACCAGACUGCCGUGGACUGCGGCCAUUACCCUGUUUUGUGUGAGCGUUGGGAGCUCUCGCGACCCGCAAGAACGAAGUCGCGACUGUCGAGGCUGUCCGAGCCAAGCCGCGAAGCGGUCUGCCAGUUGGCGGAAUACUUGAUCCACCUAGAGCCUACACCAUCGCCUGAGGAGCUGCCUACCCUCAACCAGCUCCUCGCCUACGCCGAGAUCAGCGCUCGCUACCUAGACCUACGCCAGCACCUCUCCUCCAUCGUCGACCUCUACCAACAUCAUGAGCGGUCUUUGACGUACGCCUCGCGCUGGGCCUCGAAGAUCGAGCGUACCCUUCCCUUCGUCGACUUCGCGAAAGUCACCGCCGCAAGCAGCACGGAGGCUUUGUCGCGCGUGCGUAUGUUGGUAUUGAGCAUCGACGCGAACGCGCCGCCGUUCCCCUCGGAUCUCCCUUCCGCCACCGCUCUCUUCGGCACGGACAUCCUUCUCCAGGCCGACUUGCACCGAGCGCACCAUCAGGGAGACCUCCGCCGCAUCUCGCACCGGAUGGCAAGGCGGAUUGGGACGACCAAGGAGGCGUGGGAGGCGCAGCGGGCGACAGGGAUGUUCUGA
Rhodotorula toruloides NP11 is the source of this 1095-nucleotide messenger RNA. RefSeq lists its product as uncharacterized. The record is from RefSeq and is a predicted model, not a curated record. The coding region runs from base 1 to 1095 and encodes 364 amino acids. NCBI's taxonomy places the organism in Eukaryota, Fungi, Basidiomycota, Microbotryomycetes, Sporidiobolales, Sporidiobolaceae. The transcript is spliced from 4 exons.